UUGGCUGCUGCAGAGUGGGAGGGAGUAUAAAAGGUCAACUUUGAAGGGAGAACUCAGGUCAAGAAGAUUUCUUGUUAAUCAAACAGGAUUGUUUUACUUUGUGCAGACUCCAUCUCCCAGUAUCAUGGCAGACUUUGACUUGGUUUUGAAGCAUUGGGGUCCAGUGGAAGCGGACUAUUCCUCCCAUGGAAACUUGGUUCUGAUCCGUCUCUUCACGGAGCACCCAGAAACCCAGAAACUGUUCCCCAAGUUUGUCGGCAUCCCCUUGGGUGACCUGUCCAGUAACGCCGCCAUUUCUGCUCACGGUGCCACUGUGCUGAAGAAACUUGGUGAGCUGCUGAAAGCUAAAGGAAACCAUGCCUCCAUCCUCAAACCGCUGGCGACCAGCCAUGCGACCAAGCACAAGAUCCCCAUAAAUAACUUCAAGCUGAUUGCUGAGGUGGUCGUUAAGGUCAUGGAGGAGAAGGCCGGACUCGAUGCUGCCGGGCAGCAGGCCCUGAGAAACGUGAUGGCUGCUGUCAUCGCUGACCUCGAUGCCUCCUACAAAGAGCUGGGCUUCACAGGUUGAAGAGCAGGAGUCAUGCUGUGAUUUUUCAAGAAAAUCAACUUUUGCUUUGAAAACAAAAUCACCUUUGUAACCUCUGUCAAGCAAUCAGAAGUUGUCAUGUUACUCAUUAGCUUAUUGCAGGAUAAAUAGCUACUCACUGUUGCAUUAAACUGGAUAGAUGGUCAAGAUUUAGUUAAUGUGUCCUCAAAAUCCUCGAAAAAAAGAGUCUAAUCUGCUGUUAAUCAUUGACUCAUCUUAACCAAUAAAACUCUUGCUUUUC
This is a messenger RNA of Melanotaenia boesemani (Boeseman's rainbowfish), 827 nucleotides long. RefSeq names its product myoglobin (gene mb). The coding region runs from base 125 to 568 and encodes 147 amino acids. Gene Ontology annotation, molecular function: oxygen binding; heme binding. The record is from RefSeq and is a predicted model, not a curated record. The transcript is spliced from 4 exons. Gene Ontology annotation, cellular component: extracellular exosome. Gene Ontology annotation, biological process: oxygen transport. NCBI's taxonomy places the organism in Eukaryota, Metazoa, Chordata, Actinopteri, Atheriniformes, Melanotaeniidae.